Messenger RNA from Carassius carassius (crucian carp), 15263 nucleotides. Its product is annotated as probable E3 ubiquitin-protein ligase HERC1. NCBI's taxonomy places the organism in Eukaryota, Metazoa, Chordata, Actinopteri, Cypriniformes, Cyprinidae. The record is from RefSeq and is a predicted model, not a curated record. The transcript has 78 exons. The coding region runs from base 241 to 14820 and encodes 4859 amino acids. Gene Ontology annotation, molecular function: protein binding; ubiquitin-protein transferase activity.
CUGCUUAUUUAAAAAGCAGCUGAGUAGUGAGGGAUUGAGCAGCACUGCUCUCCUCACACCCAACUCUAAAUUAUUCAGCCUUACCAGAUCCUCAACCCAGCGAUUACGAGCCUUUUCUGUCAUGCACUGUCACAUGCUGGUGCCGAGGGACCAUUAAUCACCAUGAAAGCCACUUUCGUUCAUGCAUUGAAUAGGCCUUUGGCAGUUUAUGAUAUGAUGGUGAGGUUGUAGGGUGGCACCAUGGCUGCGAUGAUACCACCAGUAAAACUAAAAUGGUUGGAGCACCUCAACAGCUCCUGGAUCGCUGAGGACAGCGAGUCAAUCUCCACCCGUGAAGGCGUCGCUCUUCUCUAUGGCAAGCUGCUGUCCAAUAAGGAGGUGGUUCUUCUCCCUCAGCAGGUGCUAUGUCUGAAGGGUCCUCAGCUGCCGGACUUUGAGCGAGAGUGUCUGUCCAGUGAUGAACAGGAGCAUUAUCUUGAUGCGCUGCUGGCUAGUCAGCUUGCUCUGGCCAAGACGGUGUGCUCAGAUUCACCCUUUGCCACUGCCCUUCGCAAGCGUCUGUUAGUGCUGCAGCGGGUUUUUUAUGCACUUUCCAACAAAUACCAUGACAAGGGCAAGGUCAAACAGCAGCAGCACUCGACCGAAAACACUCUGGGUUCUGCAGACUUGCAAGCAGUUAGCGAGCGGCCGCGCUCUAGUACAGACGCCCUCAUUGAGAUGGGCGUGCGAACGGGUCUUAGUUUGCUUUUUGCUUUGCUCAGGCAGAGCUGGACACUUCCUCCGGCCGGUCCAGGGGUCAACCUCUGCAACGAUGUCAUCACCACAGCCAUCGAAGUGGUGGGCUCCCUUCCGCCGCUCUCCUUGGCCAAUGAAAGCAAGAUUCCACAGAUGGGUUUGGACUGCCUGGCCCAGGUCACCACGUUCCUGAAAGGAGUCACCAUGCGCAACUCAGGGGCCGAUGUGGUGGGGAGGAGGCUGGCGUGUGAGCUGCUGCUGGGAUUGGCAGCGCAACGAGGGUCCCUGCGCUACCUGCUGGAGUGGGUUGAGAUGGCCCUUGCUGCAUCGGCCGGUGUCAGCAGCCUGGAGCAGAGCCAGGAGGGGCUGAUGGGAUACGACUGCUUCAUGAACAUACUGAUGCAAAUGAGGCGUUCACUGGGUUCAUCUGCUGAUCGUAGCCAAUGGAGAGAGCCAACACGCACACCUGAUGGUCUCUGUUCCCUGUAUGAGGCUGCACUUUGCCUGUUUGAGGAGGUCUGUCGCAUGGCUUCAGAUUACUCAAGAACUUGUGCAAGUCCAGACAGUAUCCAGGCAGGUGAGGCAGCCAUGGUUUCUGAGACCUGUGAGGUCUAUGUGUGGGGCAGCAACAGCAGCCACCAGCUUGUGGAGGGCACUCAAGAGAAAAUCCUCCAGCCCAAACUUGCUCCCAGCUUCAGUGAUGCACAAACGAUUGAAGCUGGCCAGUACUGCACAUUUGUCAUCUCCUCUGAUGGUUCAGUCCGAGCGUGUGGGAAGGGCAGCUAUGGGCGCCUGGGACUGGGUGACUCAAACAACCAGUCCACUCUUAAGAAGCUGACCUUUGAACCUCACCGUGCCAUUAAGAAAGUUUCAUCAUCCAAAGGCUCAGAUGGCCACACAUUAGCUUUCACUAGCGAGGGAGAAGUGUUCAGCUGGGGUGAUGGAGAUUAUGGCAAACUGGGUCAUGGCAACAGCUCUACCCAGAAAUACCCUAAACUAAUACAGGGCCCUCUACAGGGAAAGGUGGUGGUUUGUGUUUCAGCAGGGUAUAGACACAGCGCUGCAGUCAGUGAGGAUGGAGAGCUUUACACAUGGGGAGAGGGUGACUUUGGUAGAUUAGGUCAUGGCGACAGUAAUAGUAGGAACAUCCCUACGCUAGUGAAAGACAUCAGUAAUGUAGGUGAGGUGUCCUGUGGAAGCUCCCACACCAUUGCGCUGUCUAAAGAUGGGCGUACGGUCUGGUCCUUUGGAGGUGGAGACAAUGGGAAACUGGGUCAUGGUGAUACCAAUCGUGUGUAUAAACCCAAAGUGGUGGAGGCGCUCCAGGGAAUGUUCAUACGCAAAGUUUGUGCUGGUAGCCAGUCAUCUCUUGCCCUCACCUCUACUGGUCAGGUUUAUGCUUGGGGCUGUGGUGCUUGUCUUGGCUGUGGUUCAUCGGAGGCCACUGCGCUUAGGCCAAAACUGAUUGAGGAACUUGCCACAACUAGAGUGGUAGACAUCUCCAUAGGAGACAGCCACUGCCUUGCUUUAUCACAUGACAAUGAAGUGUAUGCCUGGGGGAAUAACUCCAUGGGUCAGUGCGGUCAAGGGAAUUCCACUGGGCCAAUCACCAAACCCAAGAAGGUGAUUGGUUUAGAUGGAGUGGCCAUUCAGCAAAUCUCUGCUGGCACCUCCCACAGCCUGGCAUGGACUGCCCUCCCAAGAGACAGGCAGGUGGUGGCCUGGCAUAGGCCAUACUGUGUGGACCUAGAAGAAAGCACGUUCUCUCACUUGCGCUCAUUUCUGGAACGAUACUGUGACGGUAUCAACAACGAAAUCCCACCUCUGCCUUUCCCAUCUUCCAAGGAGCAUCAUAACUUCUUGAAACUAUGUCUGCGGCUCUUGUCCAAUCACCUGGCUCUAGCGCUGGCAGGUGGCGUGGCCACCAGUAUCUUGGGACGGCAAGCACGGCCACUUCGCAAUCUGCUUUUCAGACUGAUGGAUGCGUCAGUGCCGGAUGAAAUCCAGGAGGCUGUCAUUGAGACUCUGUCCGUGGGCGCGACGAUGCUGCUGCCUCCUCUGAGAGAGAGAAUGGAGCUAUUGCACUCGCUCCUUCCUCAAGGACCAGACCGCUGGGAGAGCCUCUCCAAAGGACAGAGGAUGCAGCUGGACAUAAUCCUCACUAGUCUGCAGGAUCACACCCAUGUGGCAUCUCUGCUGGGGUACAGCUGUCCUCCAGAUGCCUCCGAGCCUCCCACUCUACCAUCCGACUCUACGCAUGUGCCUGGCACUCAUUCUGAUACACAUCCUGACACACACUUGGCAGAGAUCCUUAUGAAAACACUACUCAGGAACCUGGGCUUUUAUACGGACCAAGCUUUUGGAGAGCUGGAGAAGAACAGUGAUAAGAUCUUGCAGGAAACAUCUUCGUCUGAUAGCAGCCAACCAGCUCACCUCCAUGAACUGCUCUGCUCUUUACAGAAGCAGCUACUGGCCUAUUGCCAUAUCAACUGUGUUACAGAGGGCUCCAGUAGUGUGGCCCUCUUCCACAAACACCUGCAGUUAUUAUUGCCUCAUGCCACAGAUAUCUAUAAUCGCUCCGCAACUCUUCUAAAAGAAAGCUCUGGAAAUGGCAGUGUGCGUGAGAAGCUACGAGAUGUGAUCUACAUGUCUGCAGCGGGCAGCAUGCUGUGUCAGAUUGUGACGUCCUUGCUGUUGUUGCCUGUUUGGGUGGCACGGCCAUUGCUCAGUUACCUCUUAGACCUGCUUCCCCCUCUGGACCGUCUCAACAGACUUCUGCCUGCCGCCACACCUCUGGAGGAACAGGAGCUGCAGUGGCCACUACAUGGCACUCCAGAUCUUGUUGAUCCAGUAUGUGUGUCAGGACCAGCACAGUGCUGGGUGUGGUUGGUGGAUCUGGAGCGUACAGUAGCGCUGCUGGUGGGACGUUGUCUCGGAGGAAUGCUGCAGGGAGCCCCUCCCUCACCAGAGGAACGGCACACCACCCAUUGGCUCAAAACACCGCUUUUUAGUAACGGCUUGCAGACUGAUAUACCCCAGCUUGAUGCGUGUAUUAGCUCUUUGCUGGAGGUGGCUCUGUGUGGAAAUGAGGAGCAAAGACCAUUUGACUGUCAGUUGCAUUCUGACAUGAGUGUGCUGGUUGAUUUGUCCCUUGGAUCAACUAAAGAGCCCACACACAGCUUGUGGACAAACAUGCAGGACUAUGCCAUCAGCAAGGAUUGGGACAGUGCAUCAUUGCCGAAUGAGGCUCUGUUAGACACAGUGUCCCGCUUUGUGCUUGCUGUCCUGCUGAAACACACAGGGCUGCUGGGACAGGCGGGUGGAGAGGGGAGGUAUCAGCCUUGUAAACUCUUGGCAGAGGUGUAUCGCAGUGUGUAUAAGGUGCGGAAUCGCCUCUUGGCUUGUAAGAGCAUGGAGCUCAUCCAGACCCGUUCGUCAUCACGAGAACGCAGGAUCUCUGAUAAUGUGGACUCUGUGGAGAUGGACCCACAGGAACACUCUUUCACCCGAACUAUAGACGAAGAGGCUGAGCUGGAGGAGAGAGACAGAGAGAGAGAAAGAGAAAGAGAAGAGGGUCAUCAGGAGCAGGAAGAUGAUGAGGAGGAAAGAGAGCAUGAGGUCAUGACCGCAGGAAAAAUCUUUCAAUGUUUCCUAUCAGUACGGGAGGCGGCACGAGGAAGGGAGCGAGAUCGAACCGGAAGCAUGAGCGUGCAGGACGAGCCAGCUCAGCCCGGUCCGGAGCGCAGGAGCAGCACGACCCCUCAGGAGGGACAGGAUCUUUAUACCACUGCGUGCAAUGCUGUCAUCCACCGCUGUGCCAUGCUCCUGCUGGCCGUCAGCACACCGCUCGUUCAGCACAUCAAUCCGCAACCCCUGACAGGUGGGGUCAACCCCGAUGCAGGCGGGUUUAUGACAAGGAGUGAGAGCCUUUCAGCAGAGAGUCGGUCCAUCCAGAGCAGUCCCAGCUACAGACUCACAAAAUCCAGGAGUGAGUCUGAUCUCUCCCAGCCAGAGUCUGAUGAGGAGGGAUACUCACUGAACGUGAGGAGGAAUGUGGAUCUGGAUUUAGCUUUCACUCCUAAAAAAAGAGGCUUUCUCUACAGUUCUCCAGACUCUUCUGCUGACUGGUUUGGAGGACGCUCUGCUCGCGAGUGUUUGUACAGCUCUCCACAGUCCUACGAGGAGUCAGACCUCGAUCUGAGCCAUUCAUUCAGGCUCCAUGCACUCAUCGAGAACAUAGUGAACUUCAUCAGUGGAGAUGUUGGGAAUGUCCCUGCGUUUAAGGAACCAGAAGAGAGUGUGUCCACCAGCCCACAGGCCAUUAUAAUAGCCAUGGAGCAGCAACAGAGUCGAGCGGAGUUGCGUCUGGAGGCCCUUCACCAGAUUGUGGUGUUGAUUUCUGGGAUGGAGGAGAAAAGCAGUCAGGCAGGCGCUGGAGGUGGAGCUGGACGCACAGGCCUCAGUUUUCACUCUGCCUCUCUGCUAACAUCAGUCAGACUGCAGUUCCUGUCGGGAUGUUUUGGCCUUGGUGCUGUCUGCAAUGGGGGGCCAAAAGGGGAGAGUGUCCAACUGCACCAUUACCAGGAUGGAGUCAGAGCAGCCAAGAAAAGUUUACAGAUGGACAUUCAGACAGCUGUUCAUAAGAUUUAUCAGCAGCUGUCAGUCACAUUAGAGAGAGCCCUGCAAGCAAACAAGCACCACAUAGAGGCCCAGCAGAGGCUACUGUUGGUGACGGUCUUUGCUCUAAGUGUGCGAUACCAGCCUGUCGAUGUAUCAUUAGCUAUCUCCAGCGGUCUCUUGGAUGUUCUCUCUCAGCUUUGUGGAACAGAAACCCUGCUUGGACAGACUCUGCAGCUCCUGCACAAACCUGCAGGCUCUCAGCUCAGCACUGCCCUCAAAGUGGCCAGCACCAGACUGCUACAGAUACUAGCCAUCAGCACCGGCACAUAUGCAGACAGGUUGGGUCCUAAGGUGGUCCAGGCUCUUCUGGAUCUCCUGUGCAGUCAGUUGAAGACUCUGCUGGCUCAGGCUGCUGGAAGCACACCCAGUGCAAGUACAGAACUGCAGGAGAAGACUGACGACUGCGCAGAUGCUCAGAAAAAAGAUUAUCGAGCAUUGUUACGUAAGAGACACACAGCAGAGCUGCACCUCGGAGACUUCUUGGUGUUUCUGCGGCGAGUCGUCUCUUCUAAAGCCAUUCAGUCCAAGAUGGCCUCUCCUAAAUGGACUGAAGUCCUUCUCAACAUUGCUGCUCAGAAAUGCUGUUCAGGCAUUCCGCUGGUUGGUAAUUUGAGGACACGGCUGUUAGCCCUGCAUGUUUUGGAAGCUGUGCUUCCUGCCUGUGAGAGCAGCGUGGAGGACCAUCAGAUGACCCAGGUGGUGGAGAGGUUGUUCUCGCUGCUCUCAGAUUGUAUGUGGGAGGCACCUGUUGCUCAAGCCAAACACACCAUCCAGCUGAAAGAGAGAGAGCAGGAACUCAAACUACAGGGUGAAUCAGAGGAGGAAGAAGAAAAUUUGCCUAUCCAGGAAGUAACCUUUGACCCUGAGAAGGCACAGUGCUGUGUGGUGGAAAGUGGACAGGGAUUGACACAUGGCAGUGGAGGCAAAGGUUACGGCCUAGCCUCCACUGGCAUUUCUUCUGGCUGUUACCAGUGGAAGUUCUAUAUCAUGAAGGAGAAUCGUGGAAAUGAGGGAACGUGUGUAGGUGUGUCACGCUGGCCUGUGCAUGAUUUCAACCACCGCACAACAGCCGACAUGUGGCUCUACCGUGCAUACAGUGGCAACCUCUACCAUAAUGGAGAGCAGACCCUCACGCUGUCCAGCUACACACAGGGAGACUACAUCACCUGUGUGCUGGACAUGGAGGCCAGGACUGUGUCCUUUGGCAAGAACGGAGAGGAACCCAAACUGGCCUUUGAGGAUGUCGAUGCUACCGAGCUGUACCCUUGUGUCAUGUUCUACAGCAGUAACCCCGGGGAGAAAGUAAAAAUCUGUGACAUGCAGAUGAGGGGCACACCACGUGACCUGUUACCUGGUGACCCAAUCUGCAGCCCUGUGGCCACUGUCCUGGCGGAAGCCACCACCCAGCUGGUCCGUAUCUUACACCGUUCAGAGCGCUGGACCCAAACUAUCAACCGCAGCAUCCUCCAGCGCCUCCAGCAGAUCAGAGGCUGCCUGCGAGAAGGAGCUCCUCCAGCAGGGGCCACCAGACUGCGCAAGAGCCACUCGGCACACAGCAGAGAGGAGCAGGAUGAGAAGGAGGAAGAGCGAGAGGAGGAGAGAGGAAGAAGCGGACGGCACGCGGCGGCCGAGUUGUCAGAGCCGCACCUGCGGACGCUGUGCCACCAGGUGUGGCCGGUGUUAGCUGUGAUGGGGGGAGUAGAUGGUGGGUUAAGGAUGGGGGGACGGUGUGUGCACAAGCAGACUGGGAGACACGCUACUCUGCUGGGUGUGGUGAAGGAGGGUAGCACAUCAGCUAAGGUGCAGUGGGAUGAGGCGGAGAUUACAAUCAGCUUCCCCACUUUUUGGUCGCCCAGUGACACGCCGUUGUACAACUUGGAGCCAAUCGAGCCUCUUCCCUUCGACGUUUCACGUUUCCGCGGACUCACUGCGGCUCUGCUGCUGGACCUCACCGCCCUCGCAAGCCUGCAGGACGACAGCUCCAAAUCUGCCUCCGGUCGGCGGCACGAGAGAAGACAUCGCCACGAACCCCAGGAAGAACGGGAGAAUGAGUCGCACACCAAACCGAAAGAGGGGACGGGAGACCUGCGUGUAUCUCACAGUUUAGAUGAGGUUCGAGCUCGAGCUCCACCCAACUCUCGCUCCGAGAGCGAGCUCGCUGCCUACACACAGGAUGCCACACAGCAGACUCCAGCAGAGGGACGGCGCAGGCUGCAGGAGAUGGUGGGGACGCGCUCGCAGGAGGCGGCUGCGCAGAUGGAGGUUCAUGCGGUGCAGUUGUCAUAUCUGUAUCUGGGAGCGAUGAAGACCCUGAGCGUACUUCUGAGCUGCAGUAAAUACGCUGAGCUGCUGCUGAUCCCCAAAGUCACACCUGACAGCGGUCAUAAUGCGGAUUGUGCCAGCCCUGGGGUGAGCGUGUGUCAGGAGGAGGCGGAGCUGCGAUCGGCUCUGCAGUUUCUGAUGCGACACAUGGUGAAGCGGGCGGUGAUGAGGUCGCCCAUUAAAAGGGCACUUGGGCUGGCAGACCUAGAGCGGGCGCAAGCCAUGAUCUACAAACUGGUGGUCAAUAGCCUACUUGAAGAACAGGAUGGCCACAUUUCUAAACCAGUGGACACAGAGUGUGAGGAGUUAGAGGGAGACCAACGGUUUCAAACUCCGGUCACCACCUCCCCAUCAGCCUCCAGCAGUACCUCCUUCAUGAGCUCCUCGCUGGAGGACACCACCACAGCCACCACACCUGUUACCACAGCCACCACACCUGUCACAGACGCCGAGACAGCACCGGCUUCUGAAUCACCUGGAGUAAUGCCCCUCAGCCUGCUCCGGCAGAUGUUCUCCAGCUACCCAACAACUACCCUUCUGCCAGCACGUAGAGCUCAGACCCCUCCUGUCUCAUCGCUGCCCACCUCACCAUCAGACGAGCACGGCCGGAGACAGAGCCUCACGUCACCUGAGACCCAGCCUGCCAGGACCACCAGCAGGACCGCAUUAUCAGACCCUAGCAGUCGUCUUUCCACAUCUCCACCUCCUCCUGCCAUCGCCGUUCCACUGCUGGAAAUGGGUUUCUCUCUCAGGCAGAUCAUGAAAGCUUUGGAAGCAACAGGUGCACGUGGUGAGGCAGAUGCUCAGAACAUCACUGUGCUUGCGAUGUGGAUGAUCGACCACCCAGGCACGGCAGACUCUGAUGAGGCUUCAGACCCCUGCUACGGUGCAGCAGGAGGGGGUAAGAGCACAGAGAGGAGCUAUCUGCGCUCACCGGGUGACAUCCCCAAUGCUGAUGCUGCAGAGAUGGAGGAGGGAUUCAGUGAGAGUCCUGAAGGUCUUGAUCAGGAUUUGGGCUCUUCCUCUGCCGGCCCCACUCCCAGAGGACGCUCUGCAGCCAACAGGAAACAUCGCUUUGACCUGGCUGCACGCACAUUAUUAGCUCGUGCAGCUGGACUGUACCGCUCAGUGCAGGCACAUCGAACUCAAGCACGUCGAGAAGGCUCUGGACUGCAGCAGGAGCCUGGGCCGCUCGGGGCGCUGUAUGACUUCAAUCUGGAUGAAGAGUUGGAGCUCGAAUUGGAUCAGGAAGCCAUGGAGGCCAUGUUCAACCAGGAGCUUGCAUCUGAUUCCGACAUUCUGGGAAUGUGGAUCCCGGAGGUACUGGACUGGCCAACAUGGCAUGUGUGUGAGACGGAGGACCGUGAUGAGGUGGUGGUGUGUGAGCUGUGUGGGGUCAGCGUGUCCAGCUUCAACCAGCACAUGAAGAAAAGUCACCCGGGCUGUGGUCGCAGUGCCAAUCGCCAAGGUUACCGCAGCAAUGGCUCUUAUGUUGACGGCUGGUUUGGAGGGGAGUGUGGAAGUGGAAAUCCCUAUUAUUUGCUCUGUGGCAGCUGCAGAGAGAAAUACCUUAACUUGAAGAGCAAGAUCAAAGGACCACUGCCUGAGAGGUAUAAAGGUCAAGCACAAGACCUGUUGGGAAAGCAAGACAGCGUGUAUGAAGAAGACUGGGACAUGAUGGAUGUAGAUGAUGCAGGGCGUCUGACGGGUGAGGAGGAGUUUGAGUUGCUCUCUGCUCCGCUUGGUCUUAGUGAACGCAGACCCGUCCCGGAGGCUGUCCAUUUUCCAGACACCGACCCUCUUGGAGCCUCUGUUGCCAUGGUCACUGCCACCAACAGCAUGGAGGAGACUCUCUUGCAGAUAGGUUGCCAGAGCUCAGUGGAUAAGAGCUCAUCAGGUCGCUUGUCUUUGGGGGAGCAGGCGGCAGGUCUGCAGACGUCUGCCGAUUGCCUGGUGGCUCUGAAAAGAGUCACUGCAGCUGCACAAAUCCUGUUAGCCAGAACAAUGGUCAUGAGAGCACUCUCCCUCCUGUCUGUUAGUGGCUCUAGUUGCAGUCUAGCAGCAGGAUUGGAGUCUCUGGGCUUGACAGACAUUAGGACUCUGGUGCGUCUGAUGUGUUUGGCUGCAGCAGGUAGAGCUGGACUUUCCACAGGCCUUACAUUAGGCCCUGGAUCCUCUGAGCGCCCACGAGGGACUAGCAAGCUAACCAAACCCAUUUCUUGUUUGGCGUAUCUCAGUACUGCCGUUGGCUGUCUGGCAUCGAACAGCCCCAGCGCUGCCAAACUCCUGGUCCAGCUGUGCACUCAGAAUCUGAUAUCAGCUGCCACCGGGAUGAAUCUGACCACAGUAGAUGAUCCAAUCCAGAGGAAGUUCUUGCCCAGUUUCCUGAGGGGAGUGGCAGAAGAAAACAAACUGGUGACGUCGCCCAAUUUCGUGGUGACCCAGGCGCUGGUGGCACUACUUGCCGAUAAAGGUGCCAGGCUUCGACACGGCUACGACAAGGCUGAGCUGGAAAAAAGAGGCCCAUUGGAGCUGGCAAAUGCGCUGGCGGCGUGCUGCCUCUCAUCUCGGCUCUCGUCACAGCACCGUCAAUGGGCCGCGCAGCAGCUCGUGCGCACACUGGCGGCUCACGACCGGGACAACCAGAGCCGCCCGCAGACCUUCGCUGAUGUGGCAGGAGACCUGCGGAAGUGGUCCACUUUCAGACUCGAGGCCCACCAGAGCAGGGUGAUCACAUGUGGGUGGUGUAGUAAAAAAGGCCUUCUGGCAACUAGUGGGAAUGAUGGGACGGUCCGCAUUUGGAACGUGACCAAAAACCUGUACACUCUGCAGCAGACAUGUGUCUUUAAUAAAGGAGAUGACACUUCGGGCGAGUGCAUGGGUAAUCUGGGGUCUCCAGGCGAUCCAAACUUGGCUUCAGUGGCUUGGAGUGUCAGUGGGAAGUACUUGGCUGCUGCCAUGGAAAAAAUAGUGAACAUUUGGCAAGUCAAUGGUGGGAAGGUCUCACUGGACCUGCAGCCUCAUUGGGUGUCAUCUUUAGCUUGGCCAGAAGAGGAGGCAGGGUCACUGUGGGGCGGGGAGCCUCGAGAGCUCCUGUUGGUGGGUCGCAUGGAUGGGACACUGGGGCUUCUUGAGGUCCUUGAUGAUUCUGAAAUGCAGAGAACUGAACUCCAGCACUGCUUCAGGAAAGACGUGGCUGUGAUGCAGAUCGCAUGGUACAGUGAGGAUAGUCCCUUUGCAGUUGGAUAUGCUGAUGGAAGGCUUCUGAUUGGCUCUAAGGAGCCUUCAGAGAAUGGAUCUGUGGUGGUUAUUGAUGCCCACAAGGAAAGCAUCAGUUCAUUGCGCUGGGCUCCUGGUGGACAAGUGUUGCUAAGCUGUGCUAAAGAGGAGAUUGUACGUUUAUGGGCAGGGUCAGGGACAGGUUUGGCUCAAAGCUGGACAUGUCUGCAAAGCAUCACCCAUCCUGCUGUUGUUAAUGCUGUUGCCUGGUGCAGCCUGGCUUGCCAGGGACCUAAACCUCUCAACAUGUUUGCCACAUGUUGUCAGAGCGGUUUGGUAUCUGUGUGGACGGUACCGCAGGACCCUUCAUCAUACUCACAGUCCAGCACUGCCUGCCUUGAUGCCUGGUGGGAAUCAGAAUCCAAAUCCAAACUGAUGCUGGAAACCCAGCGGUGUGAGGGAGCAAUGUGUGUGUUCCAGCUGCAGGGUCAUAUGACUUCUGUGCGGACAGUAGCGUUCAGUCCAGAUGGGCUUGCUCUUGUGUCUGGAGGGGUUGGCGGACUUUUGAACAUCUGGUCAUUGCGGGAUGGAUCAGUGUUGCAGACGGUAGUUGCUGGAUCUGGAGCGAUUCACAGCACAGUUUGGAUCCCUGAUGUGGGUGUAGCUGUUUGCUCCAAUCGCUCAAAGGAUGUGCUGGUUGUUAAUAGCUCAGCGGAGUCCAUGGCAAACAAUCACGUGUUAGCAACUUGUCGUACGGCACUAAAAAAGCAGGGCGUUGUGGGACUGAACAUGGCUCCAUGCAUGAGAGCCUUCUUGGAGAGACUUCCCAUCAUGCUUCAGGAGCAGUAUGCAUAUGAGAAGCCUCAUGUGGUGUGUGGAGAGCAGCUCGUUCACAGUCCUUAUAUGCAGUGUCUGGCGUCUCUGGCAGUUGGUCUGCAGCUGGACGCUCUGCUGUGUCACCCUCCUGUCCCACCUCACCUGGCCCACUGCCCCCCUGAGCCUGGCUCUUCCUCCACCCCCUCAUCUGGCUCCUGGGCCAACAGUGAGUGGGCAUGGCUUCACUGCUUCUCCACCACCGUCAAAACAGCUGAAGCCCUCGCACGCGGACACACCUUCCCCGAGUCCUUCAUCGUCCCGGACCUGGAGCCUGUGGCCAAAGAUAAACUGGCACUGCUUAUGGACAACAGCAAGUGGGUGUCUGGGAUAGAUGAGCAGAUCAUGUCAUGGGCCACUUCCAGAUCAGAGGACUGGCACCUUGGAGGGAAGUGCGAUGUAUUUUUAUGGGGUGCUGGCAGGCAUGGGCAGCUCGCUGAGGCCGGGCGAAACAUUUUGGUGCCAACUCUUGCUCCCUCUUUUUCUCAGGCCCAACAGGUUGUUUGUGGGCAGAACUGCACAUUUGUGAUCCAGGCAAACGGAACAGUGUCUGCAUGUGGAGAGGGCAGUUACGGUCGCCUCGGACAAGGAAAUUCAGAUGAUCUGCACGUCCUCACUGUUAUAUCUGCUCUGCAAGGCUUUGUAGUGACCCAGCUAGUAACGUCCUGUGGGUCUGAUGGCCAUUCAAUGGCUCUAACUGAGAGCGGUGAGGUGUUCAGCUGGGGAGAUGGAGAUUACGGAAAACUGGGGCACGGUAACAGUGAUAGACAGCGCAGGCCACGGCAGAUAGAGGCGCUGCAGGGAGAAGAAGUGGUGCAGAUGUCAUGUGGAUUUAAACACUCAGCAGUGGUGACUGCAGACGGAAAGCUCUUCUCCUUUGGUAAUGGAGAUUAUGGCAGACUGGGACUUGGAAACACCUCUAACAAAAAAUUACCUGAGAGAGUCAGUGCAUUAGAGGGCCACCAGGUUGGCCAGGUUGCAUGUGGGCUGAAUCACACUUUGGCAGUAUCUGCUGAUGGAAUGACCGUCUGGGCGUUUGGAGAUGGAGACUAUGGCAAACUGGGACUGGGAAACUCUACAGCCAAAUCCUCCCCACAGAAAGUGGAUGUUUUGUGUGGAAUUGGAAUAAAGAAAGUGGCAUGUGGUACCCAGUUCUCUGUUGCUCUAACCAAAGAUGGAAAUGUGUACACAUUUGGGCAAGAUCGCUUAAUUGGUCUGCCGGAGGGUCGAGCACGAAAUCAUAACCGGCCUCAGCAGGUCCCUGCUUUAAUGGCCAUGUUUAUAGAGGAUGUGGCUGUAGGGGCCGAACACACGCUUGCUGUCUCAUCAACAGGAGAUGUUUAUGCCUGGGGGAGCAACUCAGAAGGACAGCUGGGCUUGGGCCACACCAACCAUGUCAGAGAGCCAACCCUCAUCAGUGUUUUACAAGGCAAAAACAUCCAGCAGAUAUCUGCAGGUCGCUGCCACAGCGCAGCAUGGUCUGCACUGCCUGUGCCGCCACGUGCUCCAGGUUCAUCAGUGCCUCUGCAGCUGGGCUUGCCCGUGUGUGUGCCUCCUCAGUACAGUGUCCUAAGAGAGGUCAGUAUGGAGGCUCUGAGAGCCCGCCUGCGCCUGCUCUACCACUUUUCUGACCUCAUGUACUCCUCCUGGAGACUGCUAAACCUCAGCCCCAACAACCAGAGCUGCACCUCACGCUAUAAUGCAGGUACAUGGGGUAUAGUCCAAGGUCAGCUGAGGCCCUUACUGGCCCCUAGAGUUUACACACUGCCCAUGGUGCGCUCUAUCGGGAAAACCAUGGUGCAAGGGAAGAACUACGGGCCACAGAUCACAGUCAAAAGAAUCUCUACACGAGGAAGGAAGUGUAAACCCAUAUUUGUGCAGAUCGCCAGACAGGUUGUGAAACUAAAUGCAUCUGAUCUGAGGCUGCCGUCACGAGCCUGGAAAGUCAAACUGGUGGGAGAGGGGGCUGAUGAUGCCGGAGGGGUGUUUGACGACACAAUCACAGAGAUGUGCCAGGAGCUGGAGACAGGAGUGGUGGAUCUUCUCAUCCCUUCUCCCAACGCCGCAGCAGAGGUGGGCUACAACCGAGACAGGUUCUUGCUGAACCCCUCAGCCUGUCUGGAAGAGCACCUACUGCAGUUCAAGUUCUUGGGUAUUCUGAUGGGAGUGGCCAUCCGCACGAAGAAGCCUCUAGACCUGCAUCUCGCUCCAAUGGUGUGGAAGCAGCUGUGCUGUAUUCCUCUCACCCUUGAAGAUCUGGAGGAGGUGGACCUGCUCUAUGUACAGACUCUCAACAGCAUCUUACACCUGGAGGACAGCGGCAUCACAGAGCAGAACUUCCACGAGAUGAUUCCACUGGACUCAUUUGUCGGCCAAAGUGCUGAUGGGAAAAUGGUUCCCAUCAUCCCUGGAGGAAACAGCAUACCGCUGACCUUUUCCAACAGAAAGGAGUAUGUAGAGCGCGCCAUUGAGUAUCGCCUGCAUGAAAUGGAUCGCCAGGUGGCGGCAGUGCGCGAGGGCAUGUCCUGGAUCGUGCCUGUUCCCUUGCUCUCCUUGUUAACAGCGCGGCAGCUGGAGCAGAUGGUCUGUGGGCUGCCGGAGAUCAGCGUGGAGGUUCUGAAGAAGGUGGUCCGCUACAGGGAGGUGGACGAGCAGCAACAGCUGGUGCAGUGGUUCUGGCAGACGCUGGAGGAGUUCUCCAAUGAGGAGAGAGUCCUCUUCAUGCGCUUCGUCUCGGGACGCUCCCGUCUGCCAGCUAACACUGCUGAUAUAUCCCAAAGGUUCCAGAUCAUGAAGGUGGACCGGCCAUACGAUAGUCUUCCCACCUCUCAGACAUGCUUCUUCCAGCUCCGCCUCCCACCUUACUCUAGCCAGACGGUCAUGGCAGAGCGGCUGCGUUAUGCUAUUAAUAACUGCCGUUCUAUUGACAUGGACAACUACAUGCUCUCCCGCAAUGUGGACAACGCAGAGGGGUCGGACACCGAUUACUGACCCCCUGCAUGCACACGUAAACACAGUCUGUGUAGGACUCACUUUAGUAUUCGGUGCAGGCUUUUAUGAUUUUUAUGAUUGCCAAUGUCUUCAGAUACAUCUUAAACACAUAAUCAAGUGUUUCUUAGUAAUUAAGCUGAACUUGGGUGAGCCACACACACGUACACACUGGCACAUGUGUUGAUGUAUAUUCCUUCUCUUUACUUUGAAGCGGCGUCUUUCUCUGCUAUUCAUUCUUUGGCUCUGCCUUUUUUUCAGGAUAUUCUGCAUGAAAGUUUUAUUUAAAAAAAAAAAUGUAUAGAAUGACAAAAAAAUUGUACAUUGUGUAUAAUGCUUCAUUAGGAAAUUGUUUUACAUGAGUAUCUGUAUUUAUUUGAAUUUUUUGAACCGCCUACACCAAGUUUCCUAUGUCAGAUGCAAUAAAUGUUUGAAUCUGAAACAGC